AUGGAUGAUAUAAAAAGAGAACUAUUUAGGGACAUAGAGAAAGCAAUUUUAGGUGGUGGCAAACAGAAUAAAUCCAGAAAGUCAUUUAACCUUCUCUACACGUUAAGCAACACUAUGUUUCGAGCAGACGAAUUUCAUGAAAAGUGUGACGGAAAAGGACCAACGUUGACAUUACUAUAUGGUAGGUUUAAUAAUUGUUUUGGAGGUUAUACAAGUCAAGACUGGAGUUGCGAGUCACAUAGGACAAAGCGAGACGAAUCUGCUUUCUUGUUCUUUAAAAACAAAAAUGCAGAGGCAGAAUGCAAAAUUUUUCCCAUACCAAAGAAUAGUGCGGACAAUGCUAUUGUAUGCGAUAAAAAGUUUGGACCUACCUUUGGGUACACAAAAAAGGCGAUGUUUCGUUAUUAUGAUCUACAGACUUGUUAUGAAUCAGGAAAGCCAAUGUCGCAAGAAGAAAACAAUAAGUGGUUUACUCUAAACGGUCAAUUACAUGUGCCUUAUCUUUACAAGCCCAGAUCAGAUUCGGAGAAAACAUCACCAGGUGGGGAAACAACGGGUGAUUUUAACGGUGGGACUUUGUCAGUCUUUAGAAUGGAAGUGUAUCAAGUAAUUG
This is a messenger RNA of Ruditapes philippinarum (Manila clam), 613 nucleotides long. RefSeq lists its product as uncharacterized. NCBI's taxonomy places the organism in Eukaryota, Metazoa, Mollusca, Bivalvia, Venerida, Veneridae. The transcript has a single exon. The record is from RefSeq and is a predicted model, not a curated record. The annotation marks the transcript as partial.